AUGUCAUCUCCGCAGCAGCAUUACUACGGCUCCUUGUCCAGCGGUCGUGCCAUCUCGCCACCUCCCGAGAGCCGUCCACCCCUCGACACCCACCGCGGCAGCACUUCAGGCGAUCAUCAGCUUCAGCAGGAUCUCGAUGCUGCCAGGCAGAUGAGCAAGGCGCGUGGCGCACAGGAUCCUAGUCCGCCCAGGGCCAGCUUCUCAGACGAUCAGGCCGAACCAUACUUCCACGAAGGUCUCAACAGAAGCCCAGCUGCCGUUCCUGUGCGCGCUCCAGCUCCUCCCUCCUCAGCUGCCGCACGCUUUUACCAGCACAAUCGCAACGGCUCCAAUACCAGUCUCGACAGUCAACACCACUUCAUCGACCACCGUCACCAGGCCCACUCGCUCAGCAACGUGCACUCCCCCUCCGCCCUCCGCGGCCGCUCAGCUCUGUCGCGUACACCCAUGCGCAGUCCCAACGUCUACUUCCCUUCGGGCCGAACCAACGAACACGCACUCAUCGACGACCAGGACGAUGACAUCGACGCCGAUGCCUCCCACGCCUCUCGUGGCCUUGAGCAUCUCCGACGCACCAGCCACCAGUCUCAUCUGUCUUCGCCAGGCUACGAUGCACACGACGACGACCCCGCUGCACCACCCCGUCUUCGACGUGAUUCCACCGCCGAGGAUGACGUUUGCUUUCCCAUGCACGACUCCGAGUCUCGUCCUCGAGAAACUCACCCGGAACACUUGCUAGACGAGGUCCGCGAUGUCUACAAUUCUCGCACCGACAACGGUCACGUACCACUCGGCUACCCUUUCACCUUUGAUCUUGGCGCACUCGAAGAAUUUGCCUCGGAGGAACGCGAACGCAUCGGCAUGUCGUCUUCCUGGAACGCUGCUAGUCCACCAGGCCAAUCUGGACUUCGUCAGCGUGGUACUGCGGCUCAAAAGGUUUCGGCACCCGGCUACGGUGUGUCGCCCGACAGCGACGAUGCUACCUUUUACAGCCGCCGUCCACGCAAGCUGAGCAACUCGGCCGGCGCCUUUGGCAGCAGCAAGUAUCAGCGCAAGCUCGCCCUCUUCGAAGGUGGUGGAAGUGCUCCGCCGCCCGUAGCUGGUGCCGCUGCAUCUUCUAGCAUCAUGGGCGGAGGAAUCGCCGCUGCUGACGGCGAAGCAAGGCGAUCCAUGGACGUCAACACUCCGCUGUUGGACAAUGACACGCUUCCUUCCUACCACGGCGCCAACGGGGGGUCCCGUAUGCACAUGUCGCACUCGCAGAGUGGCAUGGGCCCAACAACCCCCGGCGCUGGCGGUAUGGGACGCGCACGAUCUCAAACAGGCGCACUCAGCAGCCGCGGCGAAAAACCGUACCGUUUCACGUUCUACUCGAACGCCCUGCCCUCCACCAUCCACGCGCGUAAUCUCUCUGAACUGCCCGCCGAAGGUCAGAGCUUCGAAGAGCUUUUCAGCGGUCGCGAAAAGAGCGCAGACCAGUCGCCUCCCACAGAGGGCAGUCAGAGUCGCAACGCCAGCCGCGCUCCGACCAUCAACGCAGCCACUGCGCGCAUGUCGUCGCUGGGUCAGACGCUCGGUCGCAUGGAAGGCACCACUGCACCGCCCACCGGAUCCAACACGCCCACCCACGCCGGCGAUGUAAUGAGCGGUCUCAGCGCCAGCCGCACCAAGGCGCUUCCCGGUGGCGGAAUCCGCAUGGAUCCCGAUCCGGAAGCCAACACCUGGUGGCUAGACGUGCUCUCGCCCACUGAUCAGGAGAUGAAACUCCUCAGCCGCGUCUUUGGCAUCCAUCCUCUUACCACCGAAGAUAUUCUCAUGGAAGAGACACGUGAGAAGAUCGAGCUUUUCCGCAACUACUACCUUGUCUGUUUCCGCUCCUUCGACCAGGAUCCGUACAGCCCUACCUACCUCGAACCGCUCAACAUGUACAUCAUCGUCUUCCGUGAAGGCACGCUCUCCUUCCACUUCCGCGGUACGCCGCAUCCGCAAAACGUGCGUCGUCGUAUCAAGCAGCUCAAGGACUACAUCAACGUCACCUCGGACUGGAUUUCGUAUGCGCUCAUCGACGACAUCACCGACGCCUUUGGACCGCUCAUCCAGAGUAUCGAGUACGAGGUAGACUCGAUCGACGAACUCGUGCUCAUCCUCAAGGAGGCCGAACAGUCGGACAUGCUUAGGCGCAUCGGUACGUGUCGUAAGAAGGUCAUGGGUCUGCUUCGACUCAUGGGCAACAAGGCCGAUGUCGUCAAGGGACUCGCCAAGCGAUGCAACGAAAACUGGUCCGUGGCACCCAAGUCCGACAUCGGACUCUACCUCUCGGACAUCCAGGACCAUCUGAUCACCAUGACGCAGAACUUGAACCACUACGAAAAGAUUCUCUCGCGCUCUCACUCGAACUACCUCGCCCAGAUCUCGAUCGAGAUGACCGACGCCAACAACCAGAUCAACGACGUUCUGUCCAAGCUGACUGCGCUGGGUACGGUCAUUGUUCCGAUGAACGUGAUCACGGGUCUUUGGGGUAUGAAUGUCAAUGUGCCGGGACAGGGGGUGGAGAAUCUGAGGUGGUUUGCGGGUAUUUGUUCCGUGAUGGUGGUGAUUGCGGUUUCGGGGUAUAUUGCUGCGACGCGGUAUUUGGAGCGAUCGCAUUGA
Molecule: messenger RNA, 2649 nt
Organism: Pseudozyma hubeiensis SY62
Lineage: Eukaryota; Fungi; Basidiomycota; Ustilaginomycetes; Ustilaginales; Ustilaginaceae
Product: metal ion transporter
Exons: 1
Coding region: 1-2649 (882 amino acids)
Biological process (GO): magnesium ion transmembrane transport; intracellular magnesium ion homeostasis
Cellular component (GO): plasma membrane
Molecular function (GO): magnesium ion transmembrane transporter activity
Source: RefSeq, a predicted model, not a curated record